CAACGCAACCCUUUUCUCUUCCCCCCUGUCUCUCUCUCUCUCUCUUCUCUCUCUCUCUCUCUCUCUCUCUUUCUUGUUUUUUCUCUUUCUCUCGUUCUCGUUCUCGUUCGAUCGCUGUCGCUUCUUGGCGUAGUUUGGUUGCCCAAUCAUCGGCCCCUCUUUUUGUUGCUGCGACUGCGCCCGGAGGAGUAGGAGCAGUGAUCGGGAUCCUUUCUCCGGUUUCGCUAUAUGUUUCGGCGGAUUGGGGCUGAGCUUCUGGGCACGCGUCGCGGGGGAUUGCUGGGGUUCUUGUUCGAGAUGCUUUGAGGGAAAUUAGGGUUUCUUUAACGCAAAGACGAGUCAGUUUUCCUCUCGGUCACUUUUUUCUCUCUCUAAAUAUGUUUGUUUGAUGCUCAAGAAUUCGAGUUUGGUUGUUCUCUCUGGCCUCUUUGUAUCAUAGAGGAGCUGUAAUGGAACAAAAUUUGGAGAAUUCAGUUCCACUCCGUUCCUCAAAAUUUCAGUCAUUGACAACCUUGAUGAAGGCUGAAAAUGCUUGGGAUAUUCCAUCAAACUCCAUUGCACUUCAUGCAUCAAGUGAUGCUAGCCUUUUCUCAAGCUCAUUACCUGUCCUUCGUCAUGAGAAAUUGGACUUUGUGGAUUCUCUUCAAGGAGUUCAAUCAACUACUGAUGUAUCUUCUAAAUUUAGAAACUCAAGCAAUAAUGUUGAAGAAACUGUUUCUAUAGAUGAUAUAAACCCCCAAGCAAUUAUGGUCUCUUUACCUGACGACGAAGAAGCUCUCUUGUCUGGCAUAAUGGAUGAUUUUGACCCCAGUGGUUUGCCUAAUCAAAUUGAUGAAUUGGAUGAGUAUGAUCUCUUUGGAAGUGUUGGCGGCAUGGAAUUGGACGACCCUACAGAGAGUAUUACUCUUAACAUGACUAAGGCAACUAUCUCAGAUGGCUUUUUAAGCAAUGGGAUUAUUCAGUAUAGCCUUCCAAAUGGUAUUGGAACUGUUUCUGGAGAGCAUCCAUUUGGAGAGCAUCCUUCUAGAACUUUAUUUGUUCGAAAUAUCAACAGCAAUGUUGAAGACAGUGAGUUACAUUCUCUCUUUGAGCAAUAUGGGGACAUUCGUAGCCUUUAUACUGCAUGCAAAAACAGGGGAUUCGUGAUGAUAUCUUAUUAUGACAUACGAUCUGCUCGAAAUGCUAUGCGUGCGUUACAGAACAGGCCCUUAAGGAGGAGGAAGCUAGACAUCCAUUUUUCCAUACCAAAGGAUAACCCCUCAGACAAAGAUGUGAAUCAAGGAACUCUUGUGAUAUUUAAUUUGGAUCCUUCUGUUUCUAAUGAUGACCUAAGGCAUAUUUUUGGUGCAUAUGGGGAAGUUAAGGAGAUAAGGGAGACACCUCAUAAGAGGCAUCACAAGUUUAUCGAGUUCUAUGAUGUCAGAGCAGCUGAAGCUGCCCUUCGGUCAUUGAACAAGAGUGAUAUAGCUGGCAAGCGUAUAAAACUAGAACCUAGCCGUCCAGGUGGAGCUCGAAGGAAUUUAAUGCAACAAGUAACUCAUGAUUUGGAACAAGAUGAAAUCCGAAGUUACCGGCAUCAUGUGGGUUCACCUAUUAUUAAUUCACCUCCAGGUCCAUGGGCACAAUUCAGUAGUUCAAAUAAUGGCAGUCCACUACAAAUUUUUAGUAAAUCUCCUAGUGGGGGUGCAAUGAGUCCUAUUGGCAAUAAUCAUGUGGCUGGAUUAGCAUCUGUACUUUCCCCAAUUUUAUCAACUUCUGCUAAGAUUGCACCAAUUGGGAAGGACCAAAAUAAAGGUGGUCAUUCUACUCAGGCAAUCUAUGUUUCCAGCCAAUUACAUGGAGGUGGACACAAUAAUUCUCAUUCUUUGCCAGAUCACACCCAUGGAUUAUUGAACCCAAGUCCAGGGAAUUUAACAUCUUUUGGUUCAUCAACCCCAAAUGUUUCUGGGGUUGGAACUCUGACUGGUCCACAAUUUCUCUGGGGCAAUUCAUCUUCAUACAAGGAGAAUACACAUUCUUCUUCUUGGCAAUCUCAAACUAUUGGGAAUUCGUAUGUGCCAAAUGGACAAGGGCAAGGUCCAAGCUUCCCCUAUCAAGGCCGUGCUGGCUCAUUGCAUGGGUCAUCACACAGUCAGCAUUUGAAUCAUGUUGGAUCUGCUCCAUCUGUUCCUUUUGAGAAGCAAUAUGGCUUUAUUCCCAAGUUACCAGAGACAUCUUUCACUAACCAUGUUGCAUUUGGCAAUAUAGGAAUUAGCCGAAAUGAUGCAAGUUUUAUGAAUAUAAGUCCUCGGGUGACAAUGAAUCAAGGCAUGAUGCCAGGAAAUAUGCCAGAUAAUAGUUCACCUAAUAUGAGAAUGCUGCCUGCACACAGAUUUGGGCCUCUGCUCUUUCACAAUGCUGCAUACCCUGGUCUAACAUCCAUUGGCUUUGAUAGUUUUGCUGAUUGGAGUCGUAGCCGACGAAUGGACAACCAAGGGAAUCAAGUAGAUAAUAAUAAGCAGUAUCAACUUGACUUGGACAAAAUUAUUAAAGGGGAAGAUACUCGAACUACAAUUAUGAUAAAGAAUAUUCCAAAUAAGUAUACCUCGAAGAUGCUUUUGGGUGCAAUAGAUGAAACUCAUAAAGGCACUUAUGAUUUUUUGUAUUUGCCAAUUGAUUUCAAGAAUAAAUGCAAUGUAGGUUAUGCAUUUAUAAACAUGCUAUCUCCUGCAGGCAUAAUAUCCUUUUAUAAGGCAUUCAAUGGGAAGAAAUGGGAGAAGUUCAACAGUGAGAAGGUUGCUUCCCUAGCAUAUGCACGAAUCCAAGGUAGAGCAGCACUUGUUGCCCAUUUCCAGAACUCAAGCUUGAUGAACGAGGAUAAGAGAUGUCGCCCUAUUCUUUUUGAUUCUGAGAGAACAGAGGCUGGUGAUGAGAAACACAUUCAAUUAAGCAAUAUGCAUGCUCCUCAAGGUGGGAAAGUUGGGGACUCGCCUGAAAAUCCAGAAGGGAGCAAUCCAAACGGAACAUCAACUUAUCCGGAACUAGCUUGGAAGGAUAGUACUUGACUAAUGCAUGGCAAACAUGAGUGUGAAUACUAACGUGUCGAUAGGUAUCCAAGUGUACGAUAUGGUGAGUGUGGGAAAUUCAGUUAGAAAUUGUAUUGAAAGGGUGCAUCCACUUUUGAAACCCUGGAUGCACCAAAUUGUCACUGGUGUGGCCUGGCGUGUGCAGUUAAUGGAAAUAGGGAUUCCAGAUUCUGUGAUUUUGCAAUGAGAGAUAUCUAGUGGUUAGAGAAAUAAGUUUAAAGCGUCUGUCUAUCUGUUGGUCCGGACGAUGAUACUAGCUCUUCAUAACCAGACCUAGUUUAUAUUACAUGGUUUGGUUUAAAGGUUGUUGGAUGUGUGUUUGAUGCUGAGAACUGUACAGCUAAAUUUUCUUUAAACAGUCAAAUUUCAGCUCCCCUCA
Molecule: messenger RNA, 3444 nt
Organism: Zingiber officinale
Lineage: Eukaryota; Viridiplantae; Streptophyta; Magnoliopsida; Zingiberales; Zingiberaceae
Product: protein MEI2-like 2
Exons: 13
Coding region: 450-3044 (864 amino acids)
Molecular function (GO): RNA binding
Source: RefSeq, a predicted model, not a curated record